AGCCACUGCAGGUGAUGCCGGCGGCGUAGAAAGGCCCUCGGCCUUCAUCUCAAGGUCUGCACGCGCCGGGGCAUCAGGCCGGGUUUCUGGGAGCCCCACCUGGUCUGAGGCCGCGCUCUUCCCGUCGCCCGGUGUGCAGGGACCCCAGUGCCAGAGACCUUCUCCCACUUCUGCAGAUGGGCAGCCUGCCAUGAGGAGGUGGGCCAGCUGAGCGCAUCAGGACACCAGGAUUUGGCCAGAAGACGAUUCCUCUCCUCUCAUCAGGACUUGUCAGAGAUUGCUCUGCCAUGACCACAGCUCGGUGCCGGCCCACCUGGGACCUGGCCCUGGACCCGCUGCUGUCCUGCAAGCUGUGUCUCGGGGAGUACCCGGCGGAGCAGAUGACGACCAUUGCCCAGUGCCAGUGCAUCUUCUGUACCCUGUGCCUGAAACAGUACGUGGAGCUCUUGAUCAAAGAAGGAUUAGAAACUGCCAUUAGCUGCCCUGAUGCUGCCUGCCCCAAACAGGGCCACCUGCAGGAGAACGAGAUUGAGUGCAUGGUUGCAGCUGAAAUCAUGCAAAGAUACAAAAAACUGCAAUUUGAAAGAGAGGUGCUCCUGGACCCCUGUCGGACUUGGUGCCCAGUAUCCACGUGCCAGGCUGUGUGCCAGGUGCAGGAGAUGGGGCUACAGACUCCUCAGCUGGUGCAGUGCAAAGCCUGCGACACGGAAUUCUGCUCCGCCUGCAAAGCCAGCUGGCACCCUGGCCAGGGCUGCCCGGAGACCAUGCCCAUCACCUUCCUUCCCGGGGAGACCAGCAGCUCCGCUUUCAAACUGGAGGAGGACGACGCGCCCAUCAAACGCUGCCCCAAGUGCAAGGUCUACAUCGAGCGUGACGAAGGAUGUGCACAGAUGAUGUGUAAGAACUGCAAGCAUGCCUUCUGCUGGUACUGCCUCGAGUCCCUGGAUGAUGACUUCCUCCUGAUACAUUACGACAAGGGGCCCUGCAGGAACAAGCUGGGCCACUCCAGGGCGUCUGUCAUCUGGCAUCGGACACAGGUUGUGGGCAUUUUUGCUGGAUUUGGGCUCCUGCUCUUGGUGGCCUCGCCUUUCCUGCUCCUGGCCACUCCAUUUGUACUUUGCUGCAAGUGCAAGUGCAGUAAAGGUGACGACGACCCACUCCCCACCUAGAGGAAGGCGUGAUGCUGGAACAAGACCCCCGCCUCCGCGAAGCGUGGUUCUCCCCCACCCCACCCCGCCGUCCCCCUCUCACUAAACAUCUUUCUUGCCUUAUGUGCCCCAUUGAGCUUCACAGUGUCACGCCGGAUGCCGUGAUGUCAGGGACUGAUGUCAGAUCGUUGGCCGAGGCCCCAGGUGCAGUCACCCCGGCGUGGGGGAGGCAAGGCUGGCGAGGGUGGGGCACGUCCUGCAGACUUGGCCAGGGAGGUGCUGUCCAGAGCACCGGGCGGUUUUCUCCGUGUGAUGAUAGACUAGAAACGUCCGAUGUUGCUGAGGAGACCUGCUCACGCUGAAUGUUGUCGGUCUCCUCCUUGGCUUCGAGCUGGCGUCACGUUGCUGAGAGAAGAGGUCUUUUAAGGAUCGCAUCUCGCUUCAGACAGAAUCUGAACGUUCUGACUUGAGAAAAGCACUCUGUUUAUGACAACUCUUUUUAUUACUAAUGGCACUUAGUAGAAUCCUUUUUAGAAAGCGUUUUUUUCUUUCCAACUGAGUAGUGAAAAAUCAACAAGGUGCAUCGAAACCAUCCAAUGCCUUUUCUUGAAAUGUGUGUUUUAAGAAGUUAUGCUUAAAUGACCUUUCUGGCUUGGUCACUUUUCAGGAGAUUUAGGAAAGCCUUAUGUGCUCUUCGUGUUUUUAUUGAAACUUGUGGAGACUUUUGGAUGCCGUAAGCUGUGUACUGUUAUCGACGCGUUUCCUGUACCGUUGCAUUUCUUGGCAAAUCCUGAUGCAUUUGAGGGAACAUCUCCAUCUUUAGGUUUGCCUUUUGUUUUUCUCUCAUGGUGAUUCAGCUCAGCUCAUAGGCUUCCUCUCUUUUCACCCAAGUAUCAGCAAAUAUUUUUUCAUGUCUUCAGAAACCAAACGUUGUGCUUGGAAGUAGUUCUGCCAGGAAUCCCUGUGGUUUGGCUGUGGCCUCAGUCUCCUCAAGCAGACAAAACCAAGUGAAUAGUGACAUUGAUGCCCAGAAGCAGGGCCUCCUGUCAGGGCUGGGGGCUCCCAGGAUCUGGGGUGGGGGAAGCUUCUGGAUGUUCACAGUUUUUGUGAUGACUAAGUUAAUUUGGAGAAAUCAUCUCUCUUACACGGUUCCAAAUCCUGUUGCUUACCAUUUUGCCCCUGCUGAAAAAAUCUUCCAUUUCAUUUAGUUAUUUUGAUUGGGGGAUUUUACCACUUGGUCUUUUACAGGCUGUGUGUGGCUGUUACCAUGGCAGCAGGAUGCCCAGAUCAAUAAGACACACAGGACUCCAUCAAUUGACAUUGGAUAGUGUGUUCUUUACAGAAAGUUGACUUUAAUAUGGCUUUUAAAGAGCAAACUGAUUGCAUCCAUCUUGGGAUUUCUAAACAUAGUAGAAAGGCAAAUGUUGUAGGUUUAUCUUGGUGGAACUUUUUAAAACUUACUAAGCAUUCCACAAAGGAGUAAAAUGAAAACAAAACCUGACUUUUAUCUCAGUUGUUUGCUUGUGGCAAACACAUUUGUAAAGAGUGGCGAUGUUUUGUAUCCUUGACUUCUGCAUUUGUGUAUCUGUCUCAGGUCCUGGUUUACCUUCCCAUGGAGAAAUGUCUUCAUUUCUUAACAUUUCAUCGGUUAGGAGGAGUAGGCUUGCCUUACUCUUCUCCUCUAGUAUUGAUUUUAUUUUUGAAACUGAAGCCAUUUAGGAAGCCAGCCUGUGUCAAAAUUACGUGCAAACAAUCCUUGUAAUUGCAGUUUGAAAACUCAGUAACUGAAUAAAAACAUGCCUGGGGCUGUCUUUCUGGAUGAAGCCUGGGCACCGAGUCUCUGUACUUAGAAAUGUUGCGAUCGGGCCUGGAGGUAGAAUGGCUUUUCUGUAGAGGGUGACAGCUCCAUGAGGCCUGAAGAUGAGGUUGGUGGCCCAGGCUUGAGACUGCAUUGUGAUUUGUCAGUGCGCUUUAAAAUUCAAAUGGAAGACAGCAGGCUUGUGGCCCGUGGCCCGUGGUGCACGGGGCAGGCCUUCAGCAUCCCAGGUCAUCCUGCCUGUACUUGCUACUGCCCGUUGCAUACAGGGGUCCAUAUAGUAGUACCCUUGCUUUGGAGUGGGAACCAGAGCCUUUGGAAAGCUUGCGUUCCCAGGGCCAGCACUCAGGUCCCUUUAUUCCCCACGGGUGGGGCUAUCUAUCUAUCUCUCCUGGAGGAGUCCGUGGGCAAAUCACGCACAUUCAGAGCACCAACCAUCCCUGUGCCUUUACCUCUGACAGGGUUCAUAGCACGUGGUUUGACCCAGGUCGGAAACACCAGAGAUUCUGGGGCCGCCGGGGCCAGAGUAGCACCUACUUGCUCUGAGUUUUUGCAUCAAGCAUGCCUCAGAGUGCUCAGUUUGAUUUCGUAAAAACAAAACUAAAACUGUCCAUUCCCUAGAAAGAUACCAGCGGGAUACAAGCAGGAUAUAAGCGGGAUAUGAGAUCCUUACAUAGACUUGCAUGGCCCCCAUCCGACUCCUUUUGUUUCAGGGAGGGAUGCCAUCCCAUCGUUCGUGGGGAUGCAGUACGAACCAGGCUUGAUGUCAGACGUAAACAGAAUGUGGGAAGGUGGCCCGUGUUUUGGGUUUUGACCUUGCUGUCACUCCCAGUAAAACCUGGGGCUUUGAUGCUUAGGAGGUGGUCUUAAUUAGAAAUGACACAUUUACCAGUGGUUUUCAUGCAAACCCUCUGGAAGCACUCGCCUGUUUAUUCAUUUAGAGGCCUUUACAUCUGGGGAGGAGGAGAAGAAGAACACAGAGAUGGACCGUGGCAGACUCUGCCGUGUCCGGGUUGGGGUGGGGACGGAGGGUAUGGUUAUCUGGGUCCUUUGGUAACUGACCACACUGUCGGGUUUCACCGGCUGUGCCUGGUCUCUGAGCCUGACCCUGCCCUGCAUCCUUUAGCUUGGCCAGCUGAGCUUCUCCUUCGUCACAGGGAACCGGUGCCUUCCGAGGCGUCACUGUAGAUGUUCAUGUAGCAGAGACUGACCUAGGACCUGAGCAUGAACAGAACCUCUGUCCAAGUCAGUGCUUCUUCCACCCCGAGGAGGAGCUGCAGACUGAGGAACCAACACCUGCCCCCUCUGGCAUCUUUUUAAAGGGGAACACAUUCUCUUUACAGCAUAUUAUCCUGUAAAACCCCUUCAGGAGCCAGGCCAAUUCCCGGUUAGAACACAGGGCCCAGGGGGAAGGGGAUUAUCAGAUAUGCAAAAAUUGCUCCAAGAUGAUUUUUAUCUUUCUCUCCUACAUUACAAAAGUUCAGAGUUAUUUUGCAGAUUAGAAGAGAGCAUUUUCCCUUGGUCAUCUGUAAAAAAUGAGAGGAUUGGAAAGAACCAGGCUGGGGUUUUUGUCUAUUUCUCAGAUCCUCGAUGAAUAAAUCCUGCUGUAUAUAAAUCACAGUGAAAUCAGCAAGGGAAAACAUUUCGCAUGUAUAAAGCUUCCUGAAGAUCUCUCUACAAAAUACCAAAGCUGUGUUUUCCUUAUCAUUAACCCAAGCCCUUAUGAAAGUAAACAAAAUGAAGAGUUACGACUGGUAUUGUCAAAAAUGCCAGCUGGAAAGAAGGGGCUGCAUGAAGGCAGAGAGGCUGACGCGUCCUAACCAGGAGAGCCUGCUGCUUGCGUGUGUAAAGCGUGCGGUCUCCCCUCCUUGGUUUGCACAAUCUUGUCUUCCACGAUUCCAGCAGCCUUCAGGUAGGGGUAGGUACCCGACCUUUCCUUCAUUCCACGCUCAUUUUACCGUGGGUGUAUUUUAAUCUUGUAUAAAAAUAUGCAUGAAUGAGUCAUGCACAUGUACACAGUAUGUAUUUGACAAGUGGUGGUAAAAACAAACAACAAAAAAAACAAAAACAAGUUUGGUUUGUGUCUUUGAAAUGUCCGUACAUUUUGUGCCACUAACACUGUGAUGUAUAAAAGAGCUGUUUGAAUGCCUUUUAAUGUGGUGUUUUGUACUUUGGACUCGUAUGAAAAGUUUGAUUUGUACUUUCAAUACAUAUUUUAAGUGUAUUGUGUCUUAUGUAGUUUGUCCUCCCUUUAGAAGGGAUUUCUUUUUAAAGAUAUUUUGGCUGGAA
Messenger RNA from Hippopotamus amphibius kiboko, 5253 nucleotides. It is a transcript of the gene RNF144A, whose product is annotated as ring finger protein 144A. The record is from RefSeq and is a predicted model, not a curated record. The coding region runs from base 288 to 1169 and encodes 293 amino acids. Gene Ontology annotation, biological process: positive regulation of proteasomal ubiquitin-dependent protein catabolic process; ubiquitin-dependent protein catabolic process; protein polyubiquitination. The transcript has 9 exons. Gene Ontology annotation, cellular component: ubiquitin ligase complex; Golgi apparatus; cytoplasm. Gene Ontology annotation, molecular function: ubiquitin protein ligase activity; zinc ion binding; ubiquitin conjugating enzyme binding. Lineage: Eukaryota; Metazoa; Chordata; Mammalia; Artiodactyla; Hippopotamidae.